AUGUUAGAACAAGGAAUAAUUUUUAUCGGAUACAUUAAGCUUAUCAACGUGGCAGUUCCUGGGACAAUUGACGAACGGGCAAUCAAUACUAACAGUGUACUCAAUCCUUGGGAAAGAAAUGAAAACCAUACCUUAUGUCUCAACUCUGCCAAGGCUAUUGGCUGUACAGUGGUCGAUAUAGGCACCCAAGACUUCAUUGAAGGAAGGCGUCAUCUCAUGCUUGGGGUGAUUUCUCAAAUCAUUAAGGAUGUGGAGGAGUUGAUGAGUCUACCACCAGAGAAGAUCUUGCUUCGGUGGAUGAAUUUUCAGCUGAAAAAAGCAGGAUUCAAGAAAACCGUCUCAAACUUUUCUUCUGAUGUAAAGGAUGGAGAAGCUUAUUGUCACGCCCCGCCUAUGGAGGUUACGCCACGCAGGCGACACGCAGAUGCUGAGUUGGACGCUGCAUGGCAUGGGAGUUUCUAGAGUAGUCUAGAGUUGUGUGGAAGAUUCUAGAUAUGCGUAGAAAUGUGUAGAAGUGUGUGGAAGGUUCUGGAGUUCUCCAGAAUUGUGUGGAGUAGUAUGGAGAGUUCUAGAAUGUUAUAGAUACUUGUGGAUAAGUAUGGAAGUGUGAAGAAGGUGGGAGAAAAUUCUAGAGAAUCGAUCCCCACCAUGGGUUAAAGUGCAUCCUAGCCAUCCAUUAGGGAUAGGGAUGCCUAUAAAUAGGAGUGGGAUUUCAUUUUGUAGACAACAAGUCCUAGAAGUGAGUUUGAGAGCUUUGUAGAGAGUUUGAGAGCUAGUCUUGUACAAAGCAUUCUUUGAAGUAAUAAAAGUGUUCUUUCCUUGCCAACUUAAGUGCCUUAGUGUGUGUGAGUGUGCAAGGCCACUACAACACUAGUAAAAUGUU
Messenger RNA from Cornus florida, 883 nucleotides. RefSeq names its product fimbrin-2-like. NCBI's taxonomy places the organism in Eukaryota, Viridiplantae, Streptophyta, Magnoliopsida, Cornales, Cornaceae. The transcript has 5 exons. Gene Ontology annotation, biological process: actin filament bundle assembly; actin filament network formation. Gene Ontology annotation, molecular function: actin filament binding. Bases 1 to 462 code for a protein of 153 amino acids. Gene Ontology annotation, cellular component: cytoplasm; actin filament bundle; actin filament. The record is from RefSeq and is a predicted model, not a curated record.